Aspergillus luchuensis is the source of this 678-nucleotide messenger RNA. RefSeq lists its product as uncharacterized. Lineage: Eukaryota; Fungi; Ascomycota; Eurotiomycetes; Eurotiales; Aspergillaceae. The record is from RefSeq and is a predicted model, not a curated record. The transcript has a single exon. Bases 1 to 678 code for a protein of 225 amino acids.
AUGGACACCCUCCUCUACCCCACCCUCCUUCACGACCUCCAUCCCCACCUCGACAUGAGCCAGUGGCCAACCCUCGACCCUCACCUCUACCCCUUCUACCCAUCCACCCCCCUCCCUCCCCCACAAACCACCCACGACCCCAUCCUCGCCCGGCGCCUCCGCCUCAAAGAAUCCGGAAUAACCUUCGAAUACUACAAGAAACUCUUCUACACACCCCUGGACAACCUCAUCCUCAUAACCAUCGGGUUCUCACUCGAAACUCUCCUCACCAACAUGCCCGAAUGCGAUACUCUCGCCCACACCCCAAUCAACAGACACCAUCCGCACUGCAUCUUCGCCAUAUUGCGAUCCGCGAAGCAGCAUCUAGUACACGCUCUCCGGACGGGGAGUUUCGCUAAUAAGGCGAUUAAUCGGACCAAGUAUCAUGUGCUGUGCAAGGUUGCGGCGAGGGGGGAUACCGCGCAGGAGAUUUUUGGGAAUUUGUUGGAGGAUCUGGAUGCGGUGUUUCUGGAGUUGGAGGGCGGGGUUAGGAAGGUGCGGUUUUUCCCUUAUAGGAGGGAUGGCGAUGGGGGGAGGUUGGAGAUCUUCUUUUAUGAGCCCGGGGAGCCGAUUGUUGGGUGGAGGUCGAGGGGGUUGAGGGUUUGGGAGGAGGGGGGUAGUGGUUCUGGCUGUGGGUAG